GGGAGCAGCGCGGCGGCUCCGGGCGCAGUCCCGGGACGCGGGAUGCUCCGCCAGCUGCCUCGCCGCCCGUGAAGUCGCUCGCCCUCUGCCCGCCUCGCCGUCCCGCCCGCCCGUCCCAGAGGUGUUUUUGAAAGAAGACUCUGCCAUUCGGAUGUGAGAAAGGACAUGAGGAGACCAAAGACCUGGGAUUUUGCUGAUCAGAAUGAAACAAACAUUGAAAGACUUUUCAAAUCUAUUGCUGGUGGUGCUCUGUGACUAUGUUCUUGGAGAGGCUGAGCAUCUCGUGCUGGGGGAGCCGGGCCAUGUAGCGCUAAGCAACAGUACGGUGACUGUGGAUUUCCAUGGCGCCAGCGGGACGCUGAGGAAUGUCUCUGUGCUACUGGUGGAGGCCAGCUCCAACCGGACUCUUACCACCAAAUACGUCCUGACCAACCAGUCCCAGGAGACCCUCGAGUUUGAAUGCUUCUACUUCAAGGAGGCCGGCGACUACUGGUUCGUGAUGACCCGGGAAGCGACAAACAGCAGCCCCCCGACCCCCUCGAGGGAGAGGAGCGCCUUUCUCAAGGUGGAAUGGCCCGUCUUCCGCGUUGACCUGAGCAGGACGUCCAAGGCGGCCGAAGGCACCUUCCAGGUGGGCCUUUUCACCAGUCAGCCGCUGUGCCCGUUCCCCGGGGACAAGCCUGACAUCUUGCUGGACGUCACUUUCACCAACAGCCUCCCGGAGGCGAGGGCGGGUCAGGCCCCGCCGCUGGAGAUUAGGGCCAGCAAGCGGGUGGAGCUCGCUCAGGGCCAGUGGGUUGAGUUCGACUGCGCCCCCGUGGGGCCGGAAGCCUACGUCACGGUCACCGUGGUGCUGAAGCUGCUGGGCCGAGACUCGGUCAUCACGUCCACAGGCCCCAUUGACCUGGCCCAGAAGUUUGGGUACAAACUGGUGAUGGAGCCGGAGCUCACCUGCGAGGCCGGGGUGGAGGUCACGGUGCUGCCCCCGCCGUGCGUCUUCGUCCAGGGGGUGAUCGCCGUCUUCAAGGAAGCCCCCAGACUCCCCGGGGAGAGGACCAAUCGGCUGGCUGAAAACAGCCUGGCCUUGGGAGAGAGGAGAACAGUAUUCAACUGCACUUUGUUUGACAUGGGGAGGAAUAAAUACUGCUUUGACUUGGGCGUUUCAAGCCGAAGCCAGUUUUCUGCCAAGGAGAAGGAGUGCAUGCUAAUUCGGAGAAGUAUAGAAACUUGGGGGCUGUGGCAGCCGUGGAGCCAGUGUAGCGCCUCGUGCGGGGACGGUGUCAGAGAGCGUCGCCGCGUGUGCCUGACCGCCUCCCCCUCCCGACCUGGCUGCCCCGGAAUGUCCUCGGAGACCUCCCCGUGUUCCCUGGAGGACUGUGCUGCUUUCCAACCGUCCAGCCCAUCUCCUCUCCAGCCCCAGGCUCCCGUGAAGUCCAACAAUGUCGUGACAGUCACCGGCAUAUCCCUGUGCCUGUUCAUCAUCGUGGCCACCGUGCUCAUCACCCUGUGGCGGAAGCUGGGCCGCGCCCCGAAGUGCAGCACGCCCGCCCGCCACAACUCGCUGCACGGGCCGGGCUGCCGGAAGAACUCCGACGAGGAGAAUAUCUGUGAGCUCAGCGAGCCGCGCGGCAGCUUCUCGGAUGCGGGUGACGGGCCGGCGGGGAGCCCCGGGGCCCCAGGCAUCCCGCUGACCUACCGGCGGAGCGUGCCGGCGCCUCCCGACGAUGAGGCCUCGGGGACCGAGAGCUUCCAGGCCAACGCCCAGAAGAUCAUCCCGCCCCUGUUCAGCUACCGCCUGGCCCAGCAGCAGCUGAAGGAGAUGAAGAAGAAAGGCCUGACGGAGACCACCAAGGUGUACCACGUGUCCCAGAGCCCGCUGACGGACACGGCCAUCGAUGCCGCCGCCGCCGCCGCCGCAGCGUCCCCCGGAGGUUCCGAGAGCCCCGAGGAAGCAGCGGCCGGCAAGUUCCGGAUCAAAUCCCCGUUCCUGGAGCAGCCCCCCGCGGUGGGCGCCGGAGACAGGCCCCCCUCCCGGCUGGACCACCCGCUCUCGGCGGCCAGCUGCGCGGUCAGCCCCAGCCAGACCCUCCUCCGCAAGUCGCAGGUGAGGAGCCACCCCCGGGGGUCCCACUUCCGCAGGACGGCAAGCUUUCACGAGGCCAGGCAGGCCCGGCCGUUCCGGGAGCGGAGCCUGUCCACGCUGACCCCUCGGCCGACUCCCGCCCACGGCCCCAGGGCCCGGACCUGGGACCAGGCCGGAGAACGAGGCCGGCCUCCGAGUCGAGGUGCUACCCUGUUCCUGGAGAAACGGGACCAUGGCCCAGGGGCAGCGGGGGCCAGUGGUCCCUUAAGCCCUCUCCCCAAACCCCACUCCCUGGGGCCGCCCCCAAGGAAACCGGACCUGGGGGAUCGCCAGGCCGGAUUCGUGGGGGCAGGUGAGAGACCGGAGCCUCCCCGGGCUCGGAGGGGGCCGUCCCCCAGUCACAGGAGUGUCUCAAGGAAGCAGCCUUCCCCCCCGGCGCCCAAAGAUGGUUACCAGAGGGUCAGCCCGCUGAGUCCUUCUCAGGGCAGAAAAGACAAGUGUCAGAGCUUCCCCGCCCACCCGGAGUUCGCCUUCUACGACAAUACAUCCUUCGGCCUCACCGAGGCAGAGCAGCGGAUGCUGGAUCUCCCGGGAUACUUUGGGUCAAAUGAAGAGGAUGAAACCACAAGUACGCUGAGUGUGGAAAAGCUGGUUAUCUAGACAGACAUCACCCCCGAGACUUCACACAGCGGGGUCCUGGGCCCAGCUCCAGGGAUCGGCUGCUUACAAUGUUCUGUGGACUCUGGUGUGGACUCUUUAGUACAGCAGGACAGGAUGUGGGGGAGCUGGUAACUCACAAGUAUGCACCUGUGUUUCAGUUCAUAAGAACUUAUUUAUCUGAACCUUUUUCCCUUCCUUAGCCUGUUUCUGUCAGCUUAUCACUACUAACUAUGAUAAUAAAAUUUAAACAAGAGCAAAAUAGG
Odocoileus virginianus texanus is the source of this 3006-nucleotide messenger RNA. It is a transcript of the gene THSD1, whose product is annotated as thrombospondin type 1 domain containing 1. Gene Ontology annotation, cellular component: cell periphery. The record is from RefSeq and is a predicted model, not a curated record. Lineage: Eukaryota; Metazoa; Chordata; Mammalia; Artiodactyla; Cervidae.